CGGACGUUUAUUCAAGCUACAGUACAAGUAUGAGGGGAAUUCUUGUACUGCUCCUUGCAGCUAGCAUAUGCUCAAUAAAUGCUUUAGAGCGAGAGGAGCUGAUCAACGCUGCUAUUCAGGAUGUGGAGAGGGAAGAACUAAGCAUAGCAGCGCUAGCACAACACAGCAAGGCUCCAGACGGUGCAACAACAUCUAGUGAGCUCCUAAAUGCUUUCAAACGUGCCUCACCACUUGCUAUAAAGCAAGGAAAAGCAAGACUCAAGUUCGAAAAACUAAUUCACAAGGCUGAAAGAAGCAUUCUGGAAAAUGAAAGGAGAGAGAUGACAGACAUAGAUAACCUUGCAAAAGCAGAAGAGAUAGCGAAAGUACUGAUGAGUAGACCUGGAUCUAUUCUUACCAAAGAUGAGGUUGCUAAGAUGUAUGAGCAUGCAACAUGUACCAAACCGCCUUCCUGCAACCUCCCUACCAUGAAAACAAUGCGAACAGUAACCGGUAUAUGCAACAACCUUGAAAAACCAUUGCUUGGAUCUUCUACAACUGCUUUCCGCCGACUAAUUGAGCCACAGUACGAAGAUGGAUUUAGUCAGCUUCGUGGAACCAUGCAAAGUGAAGGAAAUUCACUAUUCAAUGGAGGACCAUUCCAGCCACCAAAUCCCAGCCCUCGGAUUAUUAGCUUGAAUGUGAUUCAAGACCAGCCAUUAGUCAACAAUGAUAAUACUCAUCUUAUUAUGCAGUGGGGUCAGUUUAUGGAUCACGACUUAGGUCUUGCUCCAUUUUUUCAUGAUGAAAGUCGAUCAUUGUGUGAAGGAUGUGAAAAUACAGAUAAAUGUGCCCCAAUAUUAGUUCCUACAAGUGAUCCAAUUUUUGGAAAUCAAGUGUGUAUUGAAUUCCCUCGAAGCAUUCCAGCUUGUGAUAGUGGAGGAGCAAAUGGUGAAGUACGCCCACGGCAACAAAUAAAUGAUCUGACCUCUUUCAUUGAUGCCUCUCAAGUAUACGGCUCGAGUCAAGACGUAUUUGAGGCAGUUCAAGAUACUAGAACUGGGCUACUGCGAACUGGACCUAACAUUCCAGAAAAUGGAGGAGUCUCACUUCCUAUUGUCAAUAGCGCCACGAAAAAACUUGUUGAAUGCAUGGGAUCGGGGCCAAAUUGUUUCCUGGCUGGAGAUGUGAGAGUGAAUGAGCAGACAGCUCUGACAAUAAUGCACACAAUAUGGUUGAGAGAACACAAUCGAAUUGUAUUUGAAAUCAGGCAAAGUAACCCUGGAACAAGUCCUGAUGUGUUAUUUCAAAAAGCACGUGCUAUUGUUGGUGCAGAAAUUCAAAAAAUCACUUUCAAGGACUACUUGCCACUUUUAUUAGGAAGUGCAAUGUCUGUCAUUAAGCCAUACACAGGUUACAAAUCUAAUGUCGAUCCAACCAUUCCUAACGCUUUUGCAGCAGCAGCUUUUCGAUUUGGACACAGUCAGAUCAAUCCAUUCUUCGAGCGACUCGAUGAGAAUAACACACCAUUGAGUAUUGGGCCUUUGAGUCUACUGGAUACUUUCUUUAAUCCUAUUCAAUACACAUUAAGCGGCGGUACUGAUCCUAUUCUUCGUGGCCUUCUUAAAAGACCUGCACGUAGCGUAGACGAAUUUGUGAAUGACAUUCUCACCAACCAUCUUUUCCAAACAAAUGUUUCUGUUGGAAUGGAUCUUGCAGCACUCAACAUCCAGCGAGGGCGUGAUCAUGGACUGCCACCGUACUAUACUUGGAAAAGAUGGGCAAAGAGAGAAUGUAACAUAUCCAGCGAAUUUAUGAACGAUCUCACUAAAGUCCGUCUUUUGCAAACGUAUGGCACUCUUGAAACCGUUGAUCUCUGGGUCGGAGGCCUAGCUGAGGAGCAUGUAUCUGGUGGUUUGCUGGGAGCUACGUUCGCCUGCAUUUUUGCCAAAACAUUUGAAGCCCUACGAGAUGGUGAUCGCUUCUACUAUGAAAACCCUGAGUCUGCUUUAUUCAGUGCUGAUCAAAGGAAAACUCUUGAGGAUGCUUCACUGUCUCGUAUCAUUUGCGAUAAUAGUGACAAUAUUAAUACAAUACAGGAGAAUGCUUUUCGGGCAGAUGAGCCAAGCAUAAGUUGUUCAAAAAUCAAAAGAGUUGAUAUAGACAAGUGGAGCAAUAAUAAUAAAUGCUAUUUGCGAGCAAAAGUGAAUAGAAGAAUGGGUGAAAUUGACCUAUUAUCUUAUUCAAUGUUAAGACGACAAAGAAAAACACGAAAACUAUAUAAAAACACUCUAGAUGAUCGCGAUACGACAUGUAUUCCUAUUGUUUGUCCUACGAAAAGUAAGUCAGUGACGGUAUUAGUGUCUAUUGACGACAAAAAUCAACAAUGUAGGGCACAGAGGAGUGCACUACUGAAACCAAGGGGAAGGAAAAGACUUCGGGGUGUUAUUAAGCUGAAAGAUAUUGAAAAUUCAGCCAAUGGAGCGUAUAAGAAUUAUGGUGAUUGCAAAAUUGGAACACAGUACGGAGCAAUUUUUAAUUGCAGGUCUGAUGUCGCAGCUGUUGAAUCGAAUAAUGAAUUACUGCAAGAGCUAGAAACCUCACUGACUCAAACUGCUUCAUCAAUGAGUAGCCUAUCAAUAGAAAUACCCUUGACAGAUUCCACACUACCAGCUGAGUAUCGUGAAUUUAUAGAUGAGUUUGAAGAUGAACCAGCUGAGAAUGUACUUUCUGUACAAAGUGAUGCAGCUUGGAAGGAAGAGGCAAUAGACACCCUAGAAAAUCUUUUAACCACUCUUAAAGAUGAUCAAAAAGAUAAACAAACUAAUAACGAAAAAACCGAUGAAGCUACAGAUCAAGAACUUUACAAGAAUCUUAAUAAGCUUUUGAAGGAUAAUAAAUGAACUGAGCUGAACUCUGAAAGUAUUCAAAGUAGUUUUGUUUGAUGCUAAGUACAUGUAUAGCUAUACCCUAGAUCUAUGUGAACAAACAGUAUUUUAUAUCUAGACAAAACUGAUGGAUGUCAGAAAACUGAUGUCAGAGCUUAUGAGCAUCUUAGAGAAGUAUACACUUUGAUUUUGAUAUUUGCUUGCUUUAUAUAAUAAUAUUAUUAUAUGCACAUAAUAGCUAUGGCGCUAUA
Molecule: messenger RNA, 3118 nt
Organism: Halichondria panicea
Lineage: Eukaryota; Metazoa; Porifera; Demospongiae; Suberitida; Halichondriidae
Product: eosinophil peroxidase-like
Exons: 2
Coding region: 30-2882 (950 amino acids)
Biological process (GO): response to oxidative stress
Molecular function (GO): peroxidase activity; heme binding
Source: RefSeq, a predicted model, not a curated record